UGCAAUAUCUCUUCCGGCAUAUGUGAAGAUUAAAUAUGGCUGCAUACGUGAAUGCUCCAGAUGUAGAUAAGAUGAUGAGUGAGCAUCAACUGGACUGCCCAAUCUGCUCCAAACACUUACAGGAGCCCAAGAUUCUUGACUGCUUGCAUAGUUUUUGCCUUGGAUGCCUCAAAGAUCUCAGGGUCAGGCAAGGUGUAGAAAAUCCAACGCUGACGUGUCCAGUUUGCAGUCACAAAACCAAAGUAGGAGAUGUUGCUGAUCUGCUAGAUUACUUAACACUAAGUGCCCUGGUGGAGGAGGUAACAAUGAAGGAACAGCUCCUAGAAGGUCAAGGGUCAAGGAUCAGAUGUCAAGCCUGUGAUGGGAAGAGUCCAGCCAUGUCAAGAUGCAUGGACUGUGAUCAAUUUCUCUGUCAGGAGUGCCGGGAAACACACGAAAGCUUGGCCGCCACGGCUCAUAACAUCUACUCACUGGCUCAGUUUGAAUCAGGAGAGAUUGCCUACAAGAGCAAACUGAGGGAGCACAUUCCAAACUGUAGUAAGCACCUAGAUCAGAAACUCGAAGUCUACUGUGACACCUGCAAUCAGCUACUGUGCAGGCGCUGCUCUGUUACCGAUCACAGUGGUCACGCCCACUCGCUGAAAGGUCUACCGGAAGCUUCUGACAAAUGCAAGCAAAUUGUUGCAGAAAUGGUGGCGAGGGCUGAGAAAUGCCAAGCAGCGUUUGCCACGGCUGCGGAUGAAAUGCGCAGGUCCUUAUUGGAUUUGAACAUCACGUGUUUCAACACCAAGAAAAGGAUCACCAAAAAGGCUGACAGGGAGGUCGCUAGGAUUCGAGCAGAGGAGGAAAAGAUCCUGAACGAGCUGAAGCAAACGUACUUCGAAAGAGUCGGGAUAAUAAAGUCCGCAAAGGCUGCGUACACCAAAGAGGUGAUCAGCACAGAACGGAAGCAGAAACAAGUGGACAACAUAGUGGCUCAAGCUAGUUGCUACGAGAUUCUGAAACUCCAGCAGAAGCUGUUGGAUAACAUGAGAGAGCUGAUAUCCAAGCAGCCAGAGAAAGUGCCCACCCAUCUGUCCAUCAUGGAGUUUGAAGAUGGGGACGAGGGGUCACUCGGAAGAUUGGUGCUGGAAGAAACUGAACUGAAAGGAAAGGUGGUAGGUGAGGAAUCGCACGAGGAAGAGAACAAGUGGCACUUGAAGAAGGAAUUGUGGACAUUCCAGCCAGAUUAUUCUGAAUUCACCGUUGCCUGGUACGUCUCGGCAUUCUCUAGCGGCAAGAUUCUUGUUGCAGACAUCAAUCACAAACAGCUGAUAACAUGCACUCCCUCUCCGGAGGGUGAAUCUAAACUCUGCGUCAAUCCAAAAGGACUGGAAAUCAAAGGUCUCACUGAUCCCAGGAACGUUGCAGUCAAUGCCGAUGACCAGAUCGUUGUCCUGGACGGUCCGAAAGUCAAGGUCUUCAAUCGGAAUUAUCAGCUCCUCGAUCAGUUCACCCCGGGCGGAGGUCCAGAUAGACAGCCAACAUGCCUUGCAGUGGACAAAAGCACUAAUUUGAUAGCGGUGGGUUACGCGGACACCGAGUUGAUACAUCUACACGACCCCAAGGGAUCCUUCAUCAAGAUGCUGCCGGCCCCGAUGAUCAACUCAUACCUGACCAUCAGCAGGAAGAGGCUGAUCUACACCAACUGGGGGAAGAAGAAGCUGCUGUCGAUGGACUACAACGGCGGAAUCAUAUUCUCGGUAGACAUCAGCAACGACAUGCCUGACUGGGGCCCAAUGGGUGUGUGCUGCGACAAUGAGGGCAGCAUCUACGUUGCCGUGUGCGGCGACUGGCCAUCGCUGGGUGAGAUCCUGCAUUUCGGUCCCGACGGAAUGUUCAUUGGACGAGCCAUCAAGGGACACAGCAAUCUACGUGACAUCACAGUCACCCCUGAUCAGGAUCUGGUAGUGGCUGCAGUUGAGUCUGUCAAAAUCUACCAUCUACGUACUGAUGAUAAUGAACACUGAGCAACAUGCCAGCUGACCCUGGCAAGCUCAGUGGUUGAGUUCAAUUCAAUUCAAUUCAAUUCAGUUCAAUUCAAUUCACUUUAUUUUCCAGAUAAAAAAAAGACAAUCAGAGUUAAAUGUAUACAAAAUAUGUGGAGUUGUAAACAAGAGGUUGUAAACAAGUUGAGUUGUAAACAAGAGGUUGUGGGUUUGAAUACACGGUGGGGCUGUACAUCGGAACUGAGUUUUGGAUAAUUUCUCUGAAUCAUUAAUUAGAAAUCGUGGUUAAUAGGUUCUGUCUUAGACAUUAAACCUCCUUUAAUACUCUAAAAUACCCCAAAAUUGCCGUUACUCUAC
This is a messenger RNA of Patiria miniata (bat star), 2345 nucleotides long. RefSeq names its product E3 ubiquitin-protein ligase TRIM56-like. Gene Ontology annotation, molecular function: zinc ion binding; ubiquitin-protein transferase activity. The transcript has a single exon. The coding region runs from base 36 to 2009 and encodes 657 amino acids. Gene Ontology annotation, biological process: positive regulation of DNA-templated transcription. The record is from RefSeq and is a predicted model, not a curated record. Gene Ontology annotation, cellular component: nucleoplasm; chromatin. NCBI's taxonomy places the organism in Eukaryota, Metazoa, Echinodermata, Asteroidea, Valvatida, Asterinidae.